GGCCACACUCUAUCAGCAAGCUGUGUGGCGUCCGGUUGCUUUUUCAGUCAUUCGUUGCGUCGCUGCGAUCUCAUCGUUAGUUUUGUUCCUACUCGUUUUUGGCGUCGUCGUACAUUUACGUGUCCCGCUUACUCGCGCGCACCCUCUCUCUUUCACUCUGCAGCGCGCGUGCCUAAGUGUGGUGUGUGUGCCUGUGUACGUGCGUGUUGGCGAGCAGCGCGGCGCAGCACAAUAGAAAAGAAGAAGCUGAAGCUGAAGGAAAAAACAUAAGUGAAUUUUUUUCGGGUGGAAGCGCGGUGAAAUAUGCGUGCGUGCGCGCGUGUGUGUGUGCGUGUGUGCGAAAAUCAAUACGAAAACAUGAAUAACAAAUGCUAAAUAAGAAAAAUAGCUACAACGCACAACCGAAAAGAAGCUGAAACAAGAAAAAAGAAAGCGAAAAAAAAAAACGAGAAAAUAAUAAAUAAUAGGAAUUGGGAAGCCAGCAGGAAGGAACAGUUAGCCAUUCCAGUGAGCUAAAACAGCACACACACGCACGAACCCAUUUCCAGAUCCAGCCCAUCCAGGGCUUCCAAUUGACAGUUGCCAUUUGACAGUUGACAGUUGACAGUUUCCAGAAACGCAGCAGGAUGUCGCUGCAAACGAAAAGGCAGCACUGCUAUCUGUGCGAUUUACCCCGCAUGCCAUGGGCGAUGAUCAAUGACUUCUCAGAGGCGGUGUGCCGCGGUUGCGUCAACUACGAGGGCGCCGAUCGCAUCGAGGCGGUGCUGGACGCCGCCCGCCAAAUGAAGCGUCUCCAUCCCGCCAGCAAACAGCAGCGUUCCCAUGAGAACGGCGAAGUGUCCGCCGCUGCAGCGGCAGCCGUCGUCCUACAGCAGCAACAACAGUUACAAGUUGGUCCAGUUCCGGGACAAGGGCCGGGUUCCCAUCGCGGCGGUGGUGGCGGCGGUCCACCGGGUGCUCCGCCCGGCAGUGGUGGUCCCGGUCCGUCGGGCGCCGGUUCGCUCAGUUCCCUAGGCAAUGCCGUUGCUGCUGCCGCCGCCGCUGCUGCAGUGCAUCAUCACCAUCAGAUGCCCUAUCAAAUGCCAGUGCCACGCAUCGGUCCACCACUGGACUAUCCAGUUAAGCUUGAGGAUGCCCCCGGUGGCGGCGUGCGACCCGUACGCAUUUCACACAUGACGCCCCACCACCUGCCGCCAAAUGCGACCCGCGGCGGUGCACCCGGCGGCGGCGUACCCACCGCCGGCAGUGGCGGUGGCAGCCUACCGCCCGCCCUAUCCGUGAAUCUAAAGCGUCCGCCCAGCGAGGAUGUCGAUGUGGACGUAAGCCAGCAGCAACAGCAGUCGGGGCACGGCCUGCCGCCAGAUGGCGGCUCUGGCAACUCCCUAUCCGCCGGCGGAGGCGUGUCCGGAGGCGGUCCGCCCGGCAUCAAACGCAGCGCAAUGGACGAUCCAACUGGCGUGGGCGGCAGACCGCCAUUGACGCGUGGCGAAUCCCUGCCAGCGGCGGUCAGCUAUGUGCCCGAGCGUCAGCUCAGCGGACUCCGUGAUAAGCAGCAGCCGGUCAGAGCGCCCAGUUUCGAUGCAUCGACCUUCAAAGCAGCCAAUCCGAUUCCUAAUCCGAUUCCACACCAUCUUCAUAUUGCAGAGCACAUGUCUCCGGCCAGUCGGCGCAAUGGAUCGAGUCCGCCCUCCGGACCGCUGCCCCCGCGCAGUGUACACUCGCCGAACAGUUCGGGUUCCUCGUCAGGACGUCGUUCGUCCGGAUCCCGUCACGUGUCCAGCACCACCGUUACCAGCUCCGAAGUGGGCGGCUCGAAUCCGGGCCAGGCGGUGGUGGCCGGCGGUCUUGGUGGCGGUGGCGGCGGAGGACCCGGUUCGAAUGCAGCCAGCGGCCAACUGGGCGGACCCAGUGGCGGUAGUGGACAGCUGAGCUGUACCAGCGGCGGACCGGGCGGCAGUGCCAGUUCCGGUAGCGGAGGCAAUGGAGCCAUUGGUCCCGCCUCCAUGGCGCCAAAUUCGGUGGCCGGCGAUGGCAGUCCGGCCGGCGGCAAUGGUCCAUCCGGCAGCAAUGGCAGCGGUGGAUCCGUGAAUCCUGGACCCGGCAGCAGUGGAAGUCAGGGUGGCGGCGGAGGCGGCACACCGCUGGCCAGCGGCGGCGGUUCGGCCGGCAGCGGCGGUCUCGGCGGAGCUCCGGGCAGCAGUGCCGCCUCGAAUUCGGCGGCGGCAGCAGCUGCGGCGGCUGCCCAGAAUGCCACGCUGAAGUGCACCCUGUGCCAGGAGCGCUUGGAGGACACGCACUUUGUGCAAUGCCCCUCGGUGAAUCACCACAAGUUCUGCUUCCCCUGCAGUCGCGAGAGCAUCAAACGCCAGAAUGGACUGGGCAACGAGGUGUACUGCCCCAGCGGCGAUCGCUGUCCACUGGCCAACUCGGUGAUACCGUGGGCAUUCAUGCAGGGCGAGAUCACCACCAUUCUGGGCGAGGAGGUCAAGGUGAAGAAGGAGCGCGAGUCUUAAUGUCCAUUUUACUGUAAGAAGCUGCGCAGGGCUUUGGAGCACUUUUGAGAGACGACAACACUCCCCGGAUAAUAUAUGGCAUCCAACACUCGACACUCUCUGUUGGGUCACAUUUUAAGGAGCAACUGACAUUUUUUUGGCCACGGCGGCGGCAUCUCAACAGUAGCAUAUAUAAAUGUAAAUGCACUGUCUUUGUCCAUGACGACCGACCAAAUAACAAAAAACAAGAAAACAAAAACAAAACAACAACAAUGACAACACAACAACAA
This is a messenger RNA of Drosophila sechellia, 2782 nucleotides long. It is a transcript of the gene Pits, whose product is annotated as Protein interacting with Ttk69 and Sin3A. The transcript is spliced from 4 exons. Gene Ontology annotation, molecular function: transcription corepressor activity. The record is from RefSeq and is a predicted model, not a curated record. Gene Ontology annotation, biological process: regulation of transcription by RNA polymerase II. Lineage: Eukaryota; Metazoa; Arthropoda; Insecta; Diptera; Drosophilidae. Gene Ontology annotation, cellular component: nucleus. Bases 627 to 2513 code for a protein of 628 amino acids.